GACCCCUCCUUUAUUUACCUGCUCCCCCCGUGGUGGAAUCAGUGGCCUGUGUUUUCAGGCAGAAUCACGACGUUGGCGAGUUUCCCCUCCAGGCUCGCCGUAGCUGUUCGUGGGCGUAGCCAGCGAAGCGUCCGCGGAAGCGGCUGACAGAGGAGAAGAGAGCCGAACAAGCGCUGUUGAACAUGGACCUGAGCUCGGAGUCCGUCAAAAGGAUUCUCUCUAGGUACAAAUUCCGAGAUGUCGCCAUUGAGGAGCUUCAGAAGGUUAACCGAGUUUAUCCUGACAUGAAACUCCUGGUUGGCGCUUACACGUUUAGUGACAGCUCCCAGAGGGACCUGCUGAAGUUGGUGGGCAACGUCCCCGUCAGAUACAGAGGACGUUCUUACAACUUGCCCAUCCAGUUAUGGCUGUUGGAUUCGUUCCCCUUCACACCUCCUAUUUGCCUCCUGCGACCCACGGCCAACAUGGUGAUCAGAGAGGGGAAGCAUGUGAACGCAAAGGGCAGGAUCUUCCUGCCUGCCCUGCACAACUGGGACCACCCAAAGUCAUCUGUGACUGGGCUGCUGAUGGAGAUGAUUGCCAAGUUUGAAGAGGAACCUCCUCUGGGCAUGAAAUCUACAGGAGAUGGAAAUGACCCCAGUGAGCUGCUCGCUUUUGUGUCCCAGCUAAACAUCACGGAAGGUGGGAACCGGCCUGAUCAGAGUGUGAAUAAAGUGUCUGUGAUUGGAGGGGGAGACUUGGGGAUGGCAGCUGUGUUGAGUAUUAUGGCAAAAGGCUUUGUGGAUAAAUUGUUUUUGAUUGACAUACCAGAGAGUUCAACCAAGGGUGGUACAGUAGACCUGGAGAUUUUCAAGUUGCCUAAAGUCGAAGUCUCAAAAGAUCUGUCAGCCUCAGCCGGCUCCAAAGUGGUGGUGGUGACUGCAAAUGCCUGGAGUGAGGAGCAGUCAUACGUGAGUGUGGUGCAGACUAAUGUGGAUCUGUACCGCCGCAUCAUCCCGAGCCUGGCCCAGCUCAGCCCCGCUGCAGUGCUGCUCAUCGCCUCUCAGCCUGUGGACAUAAUGACACAUGUGGCAUGGAGGCAGAGUUGCUUUCUACCGACGCACGUGAUUGGUGCAGGCUGUAACCUGGAAUCAGAACGGCUCUCUUAUUUCCUCAAUGUUGCUCUGCUGGCCAAGACCACAAACAAACAGGCCUGGGUCAUAGGAGAGCUCUCUGACAACAAAGUUACUGUGUGGGGUAAUGGAGGAUCAAGUGGGGACAAACAGCACGCGUUGAUCCCAGUGUCCAGCUCCACAAAGCCGCUGAUGGACAGGGCAUUCGACAUGUUGAAGGGGAAAGGUCAAAGAUCCUGGUCAGUUGGGCUGUCCAUCGCUGACAUCACUCACAGCAUUCUCACAGACCAGAGGAAAACGCAUUCUAUUACCACUUUGGCUCAGGGAUGGGGAGGAAUUGGUUUGGAGGUGUUCCUCAGCUUACCUUGUGUGCUUGGAGUGAACGGCUCCACUCGCCUGGCAGGAGUGGCUCUUAGCCCAGAAGAUGAUGCCAAACUGAGAGAAAGUGUCACAUCUCUAAGCAACUUCUUCAUGCAGUUGAGGAUAUAACUCCACAAACCCACAAUAUACCAGCACUGCUGCAGACAUCUAAAGCAGCCUCAUUAUCAUGUGGACAAUUGAAGUCUCAAAAUUAACCUCUUUUUGACCCACACUUUUUUCACAGCUUCACUAGCUGCGACACUGCAUGUGCCUUCUAAAAAAGAAUGUGAUGAUAGAAUAUAAGGCAGCAUCAUUAGCUUCCAGGAGAUGGCAUUGCCUGAACUGCAUUACACUUAACUUGCAAGGAAAAAAAAAAAAAUCAUAGAAUGUCAUGACCAAAAAAAAAUGGAUCUCCUGUCAAUCAUAUUGUGCUCCAAAUCAGA
Pygocentrus nattereri (red-bellied piranha) is the source of this 1915-nucleotide messenger RNA. RefSeq names its product UEV and lactate/malate dehyrogenase domains (gene uevld). The transcript has 12 exons. Gene Ontology annotation, molecular function: oxidoreductase activity, acting on the CH-OH group of donors, NAD or NADP as acceptor. The record is from RefSeq and is a predicted model, not a curated record. NCBI's taxonomy places the organism in Eukaryota, Metazoa, Chordata, Actinopteri, Characiformes, Serrasalmidae. Gene Ontology annotation, biological process: carboxylic acid metabolic process; protein transport; protein modification process. Bases 183 to 1601 code for a protein of 472 amino acids.